ACGGUAUGUGCAACAUGCAAAAUGGCGACCUCCGAUUGCCACUCGAAUAUUGUAUUGUGUUCUCAUUCAGACUCAAAGUCAGAGGAUUCUGAACAUAUAGACCUAGGCCUACGCUGGUUAGAGGACUUCUUACCUGAGAACUAUGAACAUCACAUUUGUAAUAUAGAAAUUGUCGAGAAAGAAGUAAAGCUAGUAACAUUGAGAUUGGCUGUUUCGACCGAAGAAGGGGCUAAAGAAUGGCUGGAGUCUAUGCAGAAGUCAUCUCUAGCAACUUUUCGAGUGGAAAGAACUUAUCCUACCUCUGUUGAAAGAGUUUUGUACAAGACUGAAUUUCGCUGCCAACAUAACACGAAACCAAGAUCUACAACAGCUGACCAACGCAAGGGGUCUAAGAACACAAAUUGUCCAGCAGGCCUGAGCAUUGUUGUAAAAGUCAGCACCUUUCAAGCGUCAGAUGGGAAAAAGAGAAAGUGCAGGUCUUCUGAUCCCCAUAUGCCUGCUCAUCCGAUGGUUGUCAAAUUCAAGCGCACCCAUAACCACCCUCUCAAGGCUGCAGAUGCUUUGAGGCAUAGGGAUGUGAGUCAAGAGGUCAAGGAGAAGUUCCUGGAUUUGUUCAGCAAGGGUUACACUCCUUCAAAAGCACUGGAACUGCACAAAUACGAUCUUCGACUCCUACACAAUGACAACUACACUUUCAUCAGUGCCGAUAGAUCCAUCAUACCUGACUUGCAGUACACUUACAGGUUAUACUACCAGACAUUAAAAAAGGAGUAUCGUGAAGCUGAGGGAGAAUACAUCUUUAAGGAGUUGGAGAUUAAAAUCGAGGAAGGAUCACUCGAUGAUCACAUCAGAUUGUCAAAAUCAUGUGCUGAAGAAAAUGGAAGUGACCCGAUAAUCACUGAGCUAAACAAAGCAUUUCUUGCUGUACAACAAAGUUACAUUAGAGACAAAGAAUUCUUUGAAGGACCGGUGACAGAAUUCACCAAGAAACUUGAUGAACUAACUUCUGGAACGGAUACUGCGCUGGCUUCGGCGCUUCACUGCUUUGGCCGGCACUCUGGGGAGGCACAUGCUCCAUGACGAAAACUCGUCGUUUAAAAUUGAAACCCCCAUUUGACUUUCACUACUCCUAGAGCUAAGCCUAAAGUAAACACUAGCGCUAUACAAUGUAAUCCCCCUGCCGAGACCUUGACGGGGUGAUAGAGAGGGAUAGAGGAAGGGAGAAAGAGUGCUAAUUUUCACAAUUAAAAUUGUUGUUAUAUCACCAAUUCUGGGUCAUUUUGCUUCGUUCGAACUUUCAUUUUGGUCUUCAUCAAAAUUAUUAG
Strongylocentrotus purpuratus (purple sea urchin) is the source of this 1325-nucleotide messenger RNA. RefSeq lists its product as uncharacterized. NCBI's taxonomy places the organism in Eukaryota, Metazoa, Echinodermata, Echinoidea, Camarodonta, Strongylocentrotidae. The transcript has 5 exons. The record is from RefSeq and is a predicted model, not a curated record. Bases 22 to 1080 code for a protein of 352 amino acids.